GUUUCGGGUUUGUAUACAGUGUUCAGAAUUCAGCAUGAAGAUCGUAAAACUUCACUUCUAUCUACUUGUGUGCUGUGGAGCUGCAGAAGGUUUCAUCGAGAAGUCGGUGAAUUUGAGACAAAAUGUGACUCUAAAGUGUGAGGUGUCUGUAAGAGAUGUGUUCUGGUUCCUGAUGAAGCCGUCAGAACCUCCAGUUUAUAUAUUACACUCUUACUCAAGCCAGUCCCUGAGGGCAGACUACAGUAACACAACCUUCAACAAGACUUUCUCACUGCAAUAUAACAGCAGUUUAUUUAUUCACAAUAUCAGUACUAAUGAAUUAGGAGUGUAUUAUUGUAUUCAAACUUGUUCACAAUCUGAUAUCAACACACCUCCCAACAUCAGCAGUGGAAUCAGACUUUACAUCCAGAGUCACUCAGCUGAGAAUCAGACAUCUGAAGAUGAAAAGCAGUCGAAUCAGUCAGCAGAUAAAUGCAAAGGUGUCACACUCUGGCGAAGUCUCUUCAUCAUACUUUUAAUAAUCUGCAUUGUUGCCUUCGCAGGUUUUAUAGUUUGCCGCUGCAAUAGAACUCCAAAAGCCCAAGCACAACCUCCAGACCCGUGUUUACAGCAGCAUCAGGGCAACACCAGCACUGUGUUUUUGGUUGUGGACACCUGGGGGCAGUACUGGGCACAGUGUCCCGGAUUUUUUUUUUCCGGGACAGACCAUGAAAAUCCGGGACAAUCAGGAAAAACCGGGACAGGUGGCAGAAUCAACCUGUUCACUCUCAAUUAAACUUUGCUAUUUUAAGAGUUGGUUUCCAAAAGGGCUUCAUGAAAGCAGCUACACUGUGGUGGAGUUUGUUCUGUUUCACCCUGUGAUGUAACACACACACACACACACACACACACUGGUCAUUGGUGUUUUUUUUUUCUUUUUUUUUCUUUUUAUAAGCUGUGCUACAUGAUUGUGGUUAUGGUCUGCAUGCUAAAACAUUUCACACGUGUACAGCUCCUUCAUCCGCUCCUCGUUCUCACAGUGUGACCUUCUGCAGUAAAAUUCUCCCCUGAGUUUAGAAUCAGAAUCAGUGACAGGGUGGUGCAAUGAAGUGGAGUUACUGUUACCACCCUGCAGUUGAUUAUUUUCCCAUAACAGCACAUCCCCAAGUGUUUUAUUCCUCUUAUACACAGCACUUUUUUCACAUCUGUCCCCAUCACUUUGCACCUGUCUUUGUCUCGUCAUUUAUGUUAUGGUGUUUAGAUAGCUAGAUAUUUACUUAGAUAGCUACAGAUAGUUAUUUUAUACCUUGUGCUGUAAUCUUCUAUUUCUCUAUAAAUGCACCAUGUGGAGUCUGAGGGAAACAGUAUUUCAGUGCACUGUGUACUUGUAUAUGGACGUAUUGACAAUAAAGCUCUCUUGAAUCCUCA
Neoarius graeffei (lesser salmon catfish) is the source of this 1407-nucleotide messenger RNA. RefSeq lists its product as uncharacterized. The transcript is spliced from 7 exons. The record is from RefSeq and is a predicted model, not a curated record. Bases 35 to 775 code for a protein of 246 amino acids. Lineage: Eukaryota; Metazoa; Chordata; Actinopteri; Siluriformes; Ariidae.